AUGCUAUAUUCGUGCAGUCUGCGGCACACUUCAUGCCUCCCCCCCACAGGGACGCUGUCAGGCAAGCAGGAGGCCUCUCUACCCACAGAGCCCCCCGAGGUGCAGCACAGCCGCCUGCCCCACGGGAUUUAUCCCCCUGAGCUACAGGGACCCCCCAGGCCCACAUCAGACCACCCCCCUGUCGACCCGCUCGUUCCCGCUGCCGGCUGCCGCCCGGGCUGCGGCCCGGGUCCGCCGCGCCGUUCCCGCGCUGUGCUGAGGGGCGGGCAGGGCGCUCCGGCUCUUCUCUAUGGUACGCGCCGCUCUAUCCCCGUCCUCACGGCCUCAGACCGCCCGCAUCCCCUUCCCGCUGCCCUCAGCCCGUUCAGCCCGUGCGGACUCCUCUCUCUCCACAGCCCCACGCAGGAGCUGUCGCCGCAGCCCCGCGGGAACACCUCCGAACGUCCCCGGUCUCCACCCUCUCUAUGGCCGCGAGGAGCCGCUCUGCUCCGCGGUCGCCCAGCGACGCGCCCUCUCUAUGGUCCCUCGGGCGACAUGUGGCGGCUGCUGCUGGGCCGCGGCGGCCUCGCGCGCUGCUUGCCGCCUCCCGCCCGCCCCGCGGUCGCCGCCGCCCCCGACAGAGACUCUGCCGACAGCCGCGGCUCCGCGCGGUGCUGCGAUGCGCCCGGCUGUCGGCACGGCGGGCCCCGCCAUGGCCGCGAGCGUGAGGGACGGCGGCAGCCGCUGCCCGGCCUGCUGCCGCGUUACUCCGUGCUGGACGCCGUCACCUGGGGAGCACUGGCCGCGCUCCUGCUGCAGCUGGUCAAGCAGAUCUCGUGGCUGCGAUCGCUGCCGGAUGCCAGGAGGGAGCCCAGGCCUCCCUGGUUGCCCUCGCUGCCCGCACAGCACGCAGUGGUGCCUGACGCUUCAGCCGGCCUUCCCUGUGCCCAGCUGGGGCCCUGCUUCCUGCAGAAAGCAGAGGUUGCACCAGAGAAUUCAUCCUCAGGCCUCCCCUCGGGGCCAGGAGAGAGGCAGCUGUGGGCAGAAGAAGGGGAGUUCCCAGUCCCUCAGUGCUCCAGCCUGAGGCCAGUUCCACACAGUACAAAGGAAAACCCAGCUCAGCGAGAGCAUUUGGAGGAAGCUGCUUUUCAGUUGCAGCAGAUUUUCCGGGUUGAUAUAUCCAUUGCAUUCAAUAUCCUUGGGAUUGAAAGUAUGAGAGAAGGCCAUUACCAGACAGGCUAUACCUGCUUCAAACUGGCAGCAGAUCGAGGCUACAGCAAAGCCCAGUUCAAUGUGGGUCUGUGUUAUGAGCAUGGCAGAGGCACGGGAAAAGACUUGGAAAAGGCAGCUUUUUAUUACUACCGUGCAGCCAGCAGCUGUCACCCCAUGGCACAGUACCGCUAUGCUAGGUGCCUCUUGUGCCACAGUCCUGAAAAUGAGUGGCACAGGCUUCAGAAGGCAGUGACAUUCCUGGAGCAAGCAGCAGAGGCUGGACUUAUAGAGGCACAGGCUUAUCUCGGAGUGUUCUACAUGAGGGGGCUACAACCUAAGGAAAAGAGAGGUCUCAAGUACCUAUUGCUGGCAGCAAAGAAUGGCGAUGCCCAAAGCAGAUACCAUGUGGGCGUUUGCUAUGAGAAGGGCCUUGGGGUGCAGCAGAACCUGGCAGAAGCGAUGAGACACUAUCGACAGUCAGCUGCUGCAGGGAACAGAAACGCUCAGGAGAGGCUGCGAGUGAUAGAAGAGGAGAUGGAAGAUGUGCAAAGAAAGCACCCGUUCCCUUUCGGAAUGAGAGCCUCUUCCUCCAGCCCCUGUUUCUGGGCCACCGAGCGCAUGCCUGCAGGUCUCUAUUCCUUCCAGCCAAGACAACCUGCCCUCACCCUGCCCCACUCCUGGAGUGCAGACAGGCUCCACAUGAUGACACUUGGCAGCACAGAAUGGAGCCAUGCCCUAGGAAACAGGGCGAGUCCGCUGGAGCUGCAAGGUUUGGAGCCCCACCACUGUGGUUACUAGAGCAGCUGUUGGAAAGCAAAAACAAUGGUACAGAGAAAGGAGUCCUGCGUGUGUGUGAUCCAGCAGUGCUUACCUGUGGUCUCCAUUGUCCCAGACCUUCUACUGCUCCUCUACCCAUGUGCCAACUGUGUACCACUGCCAAAGCCUCUCCCAGUGCCUGAUUCCCUGUUGUCUUGCCAUUUUGAGUGCAAGUUCCCAUGGUUAACAACACCUUUGUGUGCCUCUUCUUCUAUUACUAGUAUCUGUAUCUCAGUUUUUCAACACAUGCUAUUCAAAGCAGUCGUAAGAGCUCACAUACGCAUGAAACAAAAUGAAAACCUACAGUAUGGGUGAAGUUUGUGACUGAAUAUUUCAAAGCUGUUUUCACGCUUCCCUUUUCCCUGGUUACCUUUGACAGACUCCAGCCAUCUGUUGUCUGCUUCGGGGCAAGGACUAGGCUCCAAAAUCCAGUGGCCCACAAAAGAGAGCGCAGAGAAAGGAAUUGUGAGCACCUAGUGUAACCACAGGAGAGAUGCCAGAGUAGAAGGGGGUGAUUUGGGGCAUUUUACAAAAUGCCAAGCUCCCAGUGUUAGAAAAAAGCUGAAAGCAUCGGUGAAGAAACCCCUUUCUGAGUUGCCUUUUCAGGCUUUCUGCAAACACAGCGUUGUCUCAGCUAUAUUGGACCUUGUUGCAGAAAUAUAACGUUAGGAAAAAAAAAAAAACCAACAAAUUGUUUUAUUUAAAUAAGAACUGAGAUCAUGGAGCCCAACUCUGCAGCGUGUUGCAAAGUCCGUGGCCAUACUGGUUUAUCCUCUGUGCUGCACAGCCUGUAGUCACAUGGGUUUAUCUGUGUCGUUCUCGGGUGUGAUCUGACAAAGCCCCCUCGCUCAAUCUGCCUGCCCUGGGAGGAGAGGGCCCUCCUGCUGUUGUGUGAGUUGUGUGUGAUCGUAAGGUGAAAGAUGAGGGUGGAAGAAGAGGAGAGACAGGAACAGGCAGGGGGAAGGGAGCUAAAUGCAGUGAAAUCAGUCGUGGAGAAAUUUGAUGGUGUGAGGCAAAGGAAGAUACAUGCCUAUCAUGAUCAGUCUAGACAUGAAUGACGCUCUGGACCUCUUCAAACACAUGUGCACCCAAAUAGAGAAAGCUUUGUUUGACU
This is a messenger RNA of Lagopus muta (rock ptarmigan), 3121 nucleotides long. It is a transcript of the gene DELE1, whose product is annotated as DAP3 binding cell death enhancer 1. The coding region runs from base 1 to 1989 and encodes 662 amino acids. The transcript is spliced from 12 exons. Gene Ontology annotation, molecular function: protein binding. NCBI's taxonomy places the organism in Eukaryota, Metazoa, Chordata, Aves, Galliformes, Phasianidae. The record is from RefSeq and is a predicted model, not a curated record.